This is a messenger RNA of Rhinolophus ferrumequinum (greater horseshoe bat), 666 nucleotides long. RefSeq names its product membrane spanning 4-domains A3 (gene MS4A3). Gene Ontology annotation, cellular component: membrane. NCBI's taxonomy places the organism in Eukaryota, Metazoa, Chordata, Mammalia, Chiroptera, Rhinolophidae. The record is from RefSeq and is a predicted model, not a curated record.
AUGGCUUCCUAAGAAGUAGUUAAUACAGAGCUGGGCACAGCCUCAGCAGGUGGUACCCCAGGAAGCCAGGUGGAACCAGAGGUGGUGAAUAAUUCUGUUUACCAGCCCACUGAUGAUAGAUCACAAAAUUACCAGAAAGAGGAACUACAAGCUCUUGGGGCCAUCCAGAUCCUGAAUGGAGCAGUAAUUCUGGCUCUGGGAGUUUUUCUGGGUUCCUUACAAACCUUAUCCCAUCUCUUCAGGCACUUCUUCUUUUUUUUUUUUACCUUCUACACAGGCUAUCCGAUAUGGGGUGCUGUAUUUUUUAUUAGUUCAGGAUCCAUAUCUGGUACAGCUGGGAGAAAACCCACCAGAAUGUUGAUGCAAAGCAGCUUCGGGAUGAACCUUGCCAGUGCUACAGUUGCACUAGUGGGGUUUAUUUUUCUCUCAAUAAAUUUAGCAGUUAACAGCCUGUCAUUCAAGAGCUGUCAGUCUUCGUCGUUACUGGACUUACGCAUUUACACACGGGGCCUUGUGUCUCUAAUGUUAAUGCUUACCUUGCGGGAAUUGUGCCAAACCAUCUCCAUCUCAGCCAGGUGCAAAGCAAACUGCUGCCAUUCAGGAGAGGAGCACAUCCUCAUUAAAGUAGGUCUGAGAGCAGAGAAACUCAACCCCAAAUCUCCAUGA